Molecule: messenger RNA, 4251 nt
Organism: Besnoitia besnoiti
Lineage: Eukaryota; Apicomplexa; Conoidasida; Eucoccidiorida; Sarcocystidae
Exons: 13
Coding region: 1-4251 (1416 amino acids)
Biological process (GO): protein import into peroxisome matrix
Cellular component (GO): cytosol; peroxisomal membrane
Molecular function (GO): ATP hydrolysis activity; ATP binding
Source: RefSeq, a predicted model, not a curated record
AUGGUGCCAGCUGCAUCCGUAAAAGAACCUCGAGCCCACAGCUCGCUGCUGGACGAGGAAUAUACCGUCCAUGAUGAUCCGAUUCACAGGCGUGGUCGGCAGUACAUGUCGCACAACACAGGAGAUCGAGUUGGCCUCGCAAGUGUGUCAUCUUUUCUCCGUACGGCGCAGGGACGCUUGGCUCUGCGGCGUGCUGUGGUUGACACUUUGAUUCACCAGACAGGUGGUCAGGAGGCUGCCUCCAUUUCUCCUUCCGUGUGCCGCCAGGGCCAAUUCGCUAACAAAGAAGCACAGCAUUGCUGCCCGUUUGCCUUGUGGGACGGGCUCGUCCUGCCAGUCUCUCUCACCCUCCCUUUUUCGGAAGAUGAAUGCGAGAGCGAGAGAGUUUGUGCAGAUACGGUGGAACAGUGCUCUCGUCGGUACGAAGGAAACACCUCUAACGAGCAUCGAUCUUCAAGGAUCGUGAACACCGCAACUCGCCGCUGUCGCUUUGAAAGUGAGAGACGCUGCCGGCGAGGAGCACCUGAAAGUAAAUCAGAUCAAGCUACUUCCCGUGGCGUCCUGCCCCGGAAAUGUAGACUCCUCAAGCGAGAAGAAGAUGACGACAGAGGAACAGCCAUCCAAGAUUUAGACACUGCACUAGCUGCUAGGCUUCACGAUGGCCUGGAAGACCUCUACUCGGCUUCUGGCGACCAGAUGAGGGCCGAAUGUUCCGGCGACGGCACGAGCCAUACACUGGUGAGAACUGCACUACCACAUACAACAGGCAACCCCACAGGAAAGACAAACAGUUCAGCGAUAGUGGAGGAGUCCUGUGGAAACAAGCUCCAGAGCGCUUACACCCGGCUGUGCAGGGUCGGGCGCGCCGAUUCAGCGCCGAGAGAAUUUUCUAUUUGCGCGCCCGUCGCUCAGGUCGUUGUGGACGAGAUCGAAAACCUGUAUCCAGUCGGGAUCGAAGGCACCAUUGAUGAUAUCUUGGAAGACCGGUCACUGGAAAUUCCUGAGCACGAUGACAGUCCUGGGACGCGUGUAGGAGCGCACCCGCGACAGGAGAGAACAUGCCGCCACGAUAGGCAGCAUGGUGAAAGAAUAACGCAGUACGCCGAAGAACAUGCUUCAGCUGCUGCAUGUGGUUUCGCCGUUCAUAUUGAUGUUAUUGUGUCAUUCCCACGUGUCCUAGUCUCUUCCAAAGAUUCGAACGGACCCAGCAGGCGUCAAUCAAACAACGUCACAAGCGUCAGGGAAAGUGGCGUUGUCGACGGAGAUAUCAAUGUGGAUCUAGCGGGGAACAAUAUCUUCCGAUUUUGUUCUCCAUCUUGUUUGCCCCCUGCUCUCACGGAAGCUUGGACCAAUGCCUGGCAUCCUCGGUUGAAGCUGCUUUGUGACAGCGGCGUUGCUGCCAGGUACUGUGGCAACGGCCGAGAUUAUGAAUCACUCGCGCCCCCGCAGCACUCAAUCAUCUCCUCAGUUCGUGGGGAAAUGCCUAGCAUGCCUUCAUCUGCACCGUUGCCGAAGGGGGUAGCUGCACAGGAUGGCACAGGCUAUGAGAAUCCCGGUCCUUCCUUUGUGCUUUGUGACUCGGAGAUGCUCCGGAAGCUCCAGAGUAGGGAAGAGCUACUCUACGUUGCGGAUCCUGUCGACGUCUAUAUCGCUUCCUCGGCUCCGGAGGCCGCAGCAUUAGCUUGGGACUUGGCGCAUACGACCGGGAACUCCGAGUUAUCGGCCCGAAAGCAGGCUCGUGUCGACGAGCGUCCAGGUCCCGCAACGGUUUCCGAUAGGGGCGUUUCAUCGCUCCAGCCGCACUUCACCACUUGCACGAACAACCGCAAGGAAAGCACUCGGACUGACACAACGGUGUUGCGCGCAAUCAACAAGAAAGAAUACUCUUGUAUGCUCAUAAAGCUCGACGCGCCCACGCGCUCUGCCCGGUUCAUGGGCCCAGCGGAUCCGGUCGUACAUCACUUUGCCGUGCGGUGGGCAUGUUUUUGGCGAAGACAACGGGCGUAUUUGGACGCGCUGUGCGGGGCACCGAAUCCAGAUCCUUUGGCGGGUCACUCGAUGAUGAGUGCAAGGAGUUUGCAACUCUCCGAAUUUCUCGCAGAUUUAUUACCGACACUCGCGGCUGACGCCUUCAUUAACCAUCGGGCUCACACCCGCUGCAAGGCGCUCGCGCCGCAGCCAAUUGAAGAACUCGGCUCUAUGCAGAGUAAUCCCUUCCCGUCACGGACAGACGCCUAUCCUCUGCCAGGGCUCGUUGUUGUUGCCACGGCGCUACGCCCGACAACGCUCCAUCAGAGCCUGCGAACACCAACGCUUUUUGGCGGGGAGGCUGUACAGCUCAAGAAUCCGCAAACGUCGCGGGAGCGAGCCGACGUUAUACAGCAUCUGCUACGGCGUCUUGUGCCGAGGGCGCAGCGAUAUCACGCCCCCCGGCGCGCAAAGGAAAGGGUUGGGCUUAUGAUGGGUGCGCACGGCUCCUCCAAACGUGGAACAGCGUUAGAGAGACCGUGGGACAUGUUGUCCAGAAACAGAUUCUCAUGCCGCAUGCCCUUGCAAAUCCAUGAAGAAGUAUGGGAGCAUGUGACGACGCUUAGCCAGAAGACGGAAGGAUUCGGCAUCGCAGAUUUCAAGGCGCUCAUUGAACAGGCAGCUGCAGAAGCUCGAUAUGGUCUUAAUCCCGAGUCUGACUGGCAUGUUUCCCAUUCGGGUGCUUCUCCUCCUUCCGGCGUCCGACACCGUGACUUGCUUACCGUCCAAGUGCAGCAACCACCGUAUCGAAGAGGCGGAGCAGCUUCCCAUGGUGUGGUCCUCUGCAGGGCGCAUUUCGACCAUGCCUUACGCGAGUUUGUCCCUCGUGCACUGCACAGCCAUGAUUUCUUAAAGGCAAAUCUGACGCUGCGCGAUGUUGGAGGCCUGGAGAAGGUGAAAGAAGACCUUCGGGAUAUGCUGACGAUGGAAAGCAGAUUUGGACACUUGAUGCGGCGAGCUGGAGUCUCUGUUCACCGUGGAGUUCUCCUCAUUGGUCCUCCAGGAUGCGGCAAAUCACUGCUGGCGAAGGCGGCUGUGGGCGACCUAGAAAUGCGGUGCCUGGAGGUGAAAGGGCCGGAACUGUUGAACAAAUAUAUAGGCUCAAGCGAGGCGGCAGUCCGCGGAGUGUUCAACAAGGCUCAGCAAGCGAAACCGUGCGUCGUCCUUUUCGACGAAAUAGAUUCUCUGGCACCAAAACGCGGAGGAGAUAGCACUGGGGUUACUGACCGCGUCGUGAACCAGCUCCUAUGCUACUUGGACGGAGUGGAAGAGCGUCAAGGUGUCUAUGUGAUUGCUACAACUUCCCGCCCCGAUCUUCUCGAUCCUGCUCUUUUGCGUCCGGGUCGCCUAGAAAAGGUUUGCUACUGUGGUCUGCCCACUUCCUCGAACCAGCGGCUCCAGAUUCUGGAGGCCUGCGCAAAGAAAACAGGCACCGCCAACGAUGUGUCUCUACCGGAUGCCGAGAAAGCCAUACCAUGGGAUUUCGCACCAGCAGAUAUUCAUGCUGCUGUAAAAUCUGCCCAGCUCAUGGCUGUGCACGAGCGCCUUGAUAUUGCAUCCAGACCUCCGCCCUCAGUCUGCACAUCUCGCGUACCUCUGACGGUAUCGCCCUCCCGUCCCCAAUCGCUUGACGCCGCAAGCGAGUGUGGGAACAAGAUGCCUUGCGAAGGUGACGAGGAACUGUGUAGUGCCGCACAGAUGCAACGGAAGCCGAGCGGAAUGAGGGCGCGCUCUCUAUCGCACCAAUGUCGGAUGAUUUGUCACAGAGAAGACACUGAAGAGGAGGGCAAUCGCGAACGGGUCUCCUAUGCACCUCGAAGGAGACGUUCGAGCGGCGUGAUAUCGAUGUCGGCAGGCGGAGGCUCCCUGGGUGUGCUGCAUCCAGAGGGAAAGAUUGAAGAUACCUGUAGCGCCGGCGAAUCGAGUGGGAAGAAUUCAGAGAAUGUAGACAGUCCCUCGAGCACGUCCCUCACUCCUACAGGUCCUUGCCGCGUCUCAGAGGCUGCCACAGCCUGGAGGACCGCGUUCGGACGCGGGGAGGUGAUACUGUCUGCGCGAAAGGCAUCAGGUGGCGCGGCUGAACAGUCUGCUGAGGGCGGACUUGUAGAAGCUGCAGUAUAUUUGAGUGCAGUAGGCGAUACUCAGCAAAAUACGAGCACAAAGCAGCGGACGAGGCGGCGAAGGCGUCACAGAACGGGUUCGCCAAGAGUAGCACUCGCUUGA